GCAGUAGUUCCACACGUUGUUUUGCACAGUUUCUUGAAAAUUGUCACACAUUUCGCCUUUUAGUAGGAUUAACAUGUCGUUUUGUUUGUUGUUCUUCUCUGUUUGUCGCAGUUAGACGUAUGUUUGUACAUUUAUCAGCUGUAGUUUGAGUUAGGGUGUGCAGCUGUGACAAAAGCAAAGGAAAUAAGGUAAACACGUUAGCUGACUAGCUAGCUUAGCUGAGCGUCAGCAGCAUGGCAGAGGUGGUGGGGCUCAUCGCUGGCUGCUACGAGCAGAUCACCUUCGGUUACAGAGUAAAACCUGGAGAAAAUGAGUGGACGGUCAAAGCUGACUUCACGCAUCAUGCUCACACAGCCACAGUGUCAGUUGUGGCAGCCAGUGAGAGGUUUGUGGUCACAGGAAGCAAAGAUGAGACCAUUCAGGUGUACAACAUGAAGAAGAGAACUGAGCACGGAGCCCUGCUGCAACAUGAAGGCAGCGUCACGUGCCUUGAGUUUCACAAAUCUCACUUACUGAGCGGAGGAGAAGAUGGACUCCUGUGUGUGUGGAGCACAAAGAAGUGGGAGUGUGUGAAAUCCAUCAGAGCUCACAAAGGUCACAUCACAUCACUCGCUGUCCAUCCUUCUGGAAAACUCGCUCUGACAGUUGGGACGGACAAAACUCUGAGGACUUGGAAUCUCACAAAUGGAAGAUCAGCUUUUAUUAAAAACAUCAAACAGAAUGCACAUAUAGUCAAAUGGUCUCCAGAUGGAGACAAUUUUGUGGUUGCAGUAAAUGACAACAUUAAUAUCUACAAGCUGGAGUCGGCUUCGGUGAUAGGAACAGUCACAAAUCCCAAGAGGAUCUCCUCUCUGAAGUUCUUAAAUAACUCCAUCCUGGCUGUUGCAGGAGACGACGAAACUGUGCGGUUAUGUGAUGUGCAAAAAGCCAAAUGGGUGUGUGAGUUCAAGGCUCACGAAACCAGAGUGAAAGCAGUUGAAAGUUUGAAUAUGGGGGACUACUGCAUGUUGGCGACAGCUUCAAAUGACGGUUUCAUCAAAAUGUGGAAAAUCCACCUGAAAGAGGAGCUGGAGUCUCCUAUUCUUCUGGGGGAAGUGAACACGACGGCUCGACUGACGUGCCUCGCUGUGUGGAAACCUUCAUCGGUGCAGCAGGUUGACGAAGAACCAACAUCUGAGGCAACGACAUCUAAAGAACCUCAGCAGCUCGUGAAGAGAGUCCGAGUUGCCGCAGAAGAGGUCGUUAUGGAGGAUGAAAGCAAACCCAAAAAGAAGAAGAAAGAUGGUGGAAAAAAGACUGUCAAACAAUAAAAAA
Nematolebias whitei (Rio pearlfish) is the source of this 1314-nucleotide messenger RNA. RefSeq names its product PAK1 interacting protein 1 (gene pak1ip1). The coding region runs from base 234 to 1310 and encodes 358 amino acids. The transcript is spliced from 10 exons. Gene Ontology annotation, molecular function: protein binding. Lineage: Eukaryota; Metazoa; Chordata; Actinopteri; Cyprinodontiformes; Rivulidae. The record is from RefSeq and is a predicted model, not a curated record.